AUGUCCCGUUCCCAAAGCCGCUCGGCCUCCUCAGAAGAUGACUACGAGGAUGACGCGGCCAUGCCUGAAGCGCAGUGGCAGUCGCAACAGCAAAGCUCCGCGAAUGCAACUACAAGCAGCGUGCCUUCUUCAACUCAGCCCUCCCAAAUCUCAUUGCCAAUGCAGAAGCGUAGGCGCGUGACGAGGGCCUGCGAUGAGUGCAGAAGGAAGAAAAUCAAGUGCGAUGGCAAGCAACCAUGUACACACUGCACCGUGUAUAGUUACGAUUGCACCUAUGACCAACCAUCGAAUCGAAGACGCAAUCCAGCCCCUCAGUAUGUCGAAGCACUGGAAAAUAGGCUCCAGCGCGCCGAAGCUCUCCUGAGAAACGUCCUUCCCAAUGUUGAUCUCGACGACCCUAAUGCUGACCUUGGUGUCACUCAACGCAUGCACCUUGCCCCCAACCAAGGGCUCCAGCCUCAUCCUGGCCAAGCGAGACCUUGGGUACCUCUGGGGGUAUCCCAGCAAGGGAAUGAGGGAGAGAAAGAUUCGGUGCUUGAGUCGAUGGUGACCAAUACUGGCUCCCUGGACUUGGACGAUCAAGGUAAUUGGGACUUCUAUGGUCACUCUUCAGGCCGUGUUUUCUUGAGAAAGAUGCGCGAGCAGUUCGGCGACUUGAUGGGGCAAACGACCGAUGGGCAACAUGCAAUGCCAUUCCUGAGGUUCAAAAGUACUUCACAGCCAUUCGAAUCUCCAAAAUCUUCAGCAGACCGUUCUCAAGACCCAAAUCUACCAAAUACACGUGAUCUUUGCGCCAAGAACUGUGCCUUGAUGCUGACCUCAAACGCGCUGGAUGACGCCUGUGCAAUAUUGCGACUUGUGCAUCGGCCAACAUUUGACGCUAUGCUUCAUCGAAUAUAUGAUACACCACCGGAAAAAUUUGGAGAUGAAGAAAAGAAUUUCCUGCCACAAUUGUACGCAGUACUCGCUCUGGGUACCUUGUUUGCGAGAGCGGAGCAAAGCGAAUUACAAAAGUCCGGCUAUGACAAUGCUUUUGAGCAAGGCUUCAACUGGUUCAGGAUAGCCCGGUCGAUGGUCGACGGGACUGACUGUCGAGAUUUGACAUCAUUGCAAACAAUGCUCUUCAUCGUCUUGUUCCUCCAGUCUUCUGUACGCCUCAGUACAUGCUAUUCGUACAUAGGCAUAGUUCUCAGAUCGGCAAUACGCAUGGGCCUGCAUCGCUCUGUUUCCAACACUUUCAAUCCCAUCGAAACGGAGCUUCGGAAACGUAUAUGGUGGAUCGUCCGGAAGUUGGACACAUAUGUCGGAGCACUACUGGGUCUGCCGCAAAUGUUAAGUAACGAUGACAUCGACCAGGGAAUGCCUGAGGAAAUAGACGAUGAAUACAUUACUAAGGAAGGAAUACUACCAAUGCCGCCCGGGCGAUUGUCGGUCAACGUGGCAUUGAAUGCUCAUACCAGACUGGUUAAUAUCCUAGCCAAAACCGUGAAAUACGUUUAUCCUAUUAAGGGAACGACGCAUGUGCAUGGGAAAGGCAGUCAUUCGUACGUGGUGAGUCAUGCAAAAAUUCGUGAAAUUGAAGCAGAUCUGCAAAAAUGGAUGAACAAUCUGCCGGAGGAAUUCAAACCUGGCGACGGGGCUUCGCCAGAAUUCAUGAGGAUACGGCAUCUGCUACGAAUGGCCUAUGCACACUGCGAGAUGUUCCUUUAUCGUCCUUUUCUCCAUUACGUUUCUCAAACUCUCCAGGCCAAGAACAUCGACAAGCGUUCUUAUGCCUGCGCUGCAGCCUGUGUCAGUGUCUCUCGAAACAUUGUUCACUUGACGACUGAGAUGAAGAAGCAAGGACUAUUAGUCGGCUCGUAUUGGUUCUACAUGUACACAACGUUCUUCUCCAUCAUCUCCUUGGUAUUCUUCGUGCUCGAGAACCCACGAAGCCAAAUGAGUGAAAGCAUUUUAAAAGAUGCAUAUGAGGGAAAGGAUACUCUUGCUGGACUGGCAGCAAAAAGUCAUGCCGCCGAUAGGUGCUCAAAGGUCUUAGCGGAUAUGUUUGAACAACUUCCUGGAAAGCUCCAAGGAGCGCUCGAUUCUGCCCCACAACCACAGAAGAAGAGGUCAGCACCCUCGCAGCUACCUGUGUCACAAAUGCCACAACGAGCGCCAGAAAUCAAUUCGAGAAGCCAGAACGUAAAUAACUCUGCGCGUCGGUCAAACAUAUCCCCCAAUCAACAGGGAUCGUUGAAACGUUCAUCAAUCGCACAGGACUCUUCGCCACUGCGCGAUCAGAUGACCAACCUUGAUCCAAUCUAUCGAAGGGGUUCGCAGGAUCCUUACAGCGCCUCAAACAACAGCCCAAGCAGCUCUAUACCCUCAAGCGCGGCUUCAUCUGGUAUGCAGAACAACUAUGUGCCUGAUCUCUCUUCCAUGAUGUUUCCUUCAUCCGACCCUUUCGCUUACCCCAAUCAACCUAUGACCACGCUCGAAAAUCGGCAGUCAAUUAAACAAGAGAACCCAGUAGACCGCGGCAUGUUCAGCCCACCGACUACCUCAGGCGCCCCUUAUGACAACCUAGACUACGGUUCGCUGCCAUACAUGAUGCAAAGCCAGCAGCUUGGCUUCGGAAUGCAGAGCAUGAACCCUUCAAUGGACAUGAGUAACAUAGACUCCACACCGACUACGAUGCCUAUGCAAGGAAAUGAAGGCGGUGGAUGGCCACAAAAGCAGCAGCAGCAAAGACCGGGUGGCACACCUGGCGUGAAUAUCGACCAAUUGUUCGGCGAGGACUGGGGCGGAUGGAUGAAUCAAGGAUACAGGCAGUACCCAUAA
This is a messenger RNA of Letharia columbiana, 2823 nucleotides long. RefSeq lists its product as uncharacterized. The record is from RefSeq and is a predicted model, not a curated record. Gene Ontology annotation, molecular function: sequence-specific DNA binding; zinc ion binding; DNA-binding transcription factor activity, RNA polymerase II-specific. Bases 1 to 2823 code for a protein of 940 amino acids. Lineage: Eukaryota; Fungi; Ascomycota; Lecanoromycetes; Lecanorales; Parmeliaceae. Gene Ontology annotation, cellular component: nucleus. The transcript is spliced from 5 exons. Gene Ontology annotation, biological process: positive regulation of transcription by RNA polymerase II; DNA-templated transcription.